This is a messenger RNA of Drosophila obscura, 2189 nucleotides long. RefSeq names its product vacuole membrane protein 1 (gene Tango5). Bases 164 to 1792 code for a protein of 542 amino acids. The transcript has 5 exons. The record is from RefSeq and is a predicted model, not a curated record. Lineage: Eukaryota; Metazoa; Arthropoda; Insecta; Diptera; Drosophilidae.
UGUCAAACGUUUGACAUAUACUUAUCAUUUCGGGCACUUCUACUUAUUAUUAUUAACAAAUUCCUGUUUUCAUGUGAAUCGUGCUCCAGUCCAAACACGGCUGAAAACCAAUCCGGUGGCAGUAGAAAAAAUUUAGAGUACCAGCCGCUUGCAAACCGCUUAAAUGUCACUACACUCGAAAAGGGAAAAGGAAACAGCCGCCACCAGCACGAAAAGCCAUGCCCAGAGCACACGCCACACGAGCGGCAGUAGCAGCACGAAUAAACACAGCCACAAAAAGCAGCUACCCAACGGCAGUCUAAAGGCCAAUUCCAACACCAACACCAAACCCAACCAAAACUCCAACAGCAGCAGCACCAGCAGCAAGGUAUCCAUUAUGCAGGCCACAUUAUCGGGAUUGGGACCGAGAUCGGGAUCAGGAUCAGGAUCGAGCUCCUCCAUCUCCCCGUCCACCUCGUCGUCGACAAACCAGUUGUCGCAGGUACAGGGAAAAUUCCAAAUGAGCAAAAAGGAGAAGAACCAAAAAGACAAACAGCGCGAGAGGGAGCGCAUCGAGCGCGAGCAGUUGGUGCUCUGGCGUCGACCCCUGGACACGUCCAUGUAUUGUGGCCUCGAACUGCUGGCGCUGUUCCGCACUUGGAGCGCAAGAUUGGUGCAGCAACGUCUCCUGCUGGCCGCUUUGAUAGUAUUAGGCAUUUUAUUUAGCAUAACUUACAGAAUCGAUGGACCACAUCAGCUGGCCAUUGAGCUGGUGCGUCGGAACACCUGGUUCUUUGUCUACUGGCUGGGACUGGGCGUUCUCUCCUCAGUGGGACUUGGCACCGGCCUACACACGUUCCUUCUAUAUCUGGGGCCCCACAUAGCCAGCGUCACGCUUGCCGCAUACGAGUGCAAUUCACUGAAAUUCCCGCGCCCUCCAUACCCAGAUGACAUCAUCUGCCCGGAGGAGCCGUACGAUAAGCGAGUGCCCAAUCUGUGGGCCAUCAUGUCGAAGGUUCGACUGGAGGCAUUCCUUUGGGGCGCCGGCACGGCCCUGGGAGAGCUGCCGCCCUACUUCAUGGCCAAGGCGGCGCGACUCUCCGGAUACGAUCCGGACGAUGCCGAGGAGCUGGCCGAGUUUGAGGCCCUGAACGCCAAAAGGAACCAGAAGAACCUCAGCCUGAUGGACAAGGGCAAGCUGUUCAUGGAGCGCGUGGUGGAGCGCAUCGGUUUCUUUGGCAUCAUGGCCUGUGCAAGCAUUCCCAAUCCAUUGUUUGAUUUGGCUGGCAUCACCUGCGGCCAUUUCUUAGUGCCAUUCUGGACCUUUUUCGGCGCCACACUUAUCGGCAAGGCCAUCAUCAAAAUGCACAUUCAGAAAGUGUUCGUGAUAAUUGCCUUCAACGAAACGCUGAUCGAGCGGGCAGUGGAUCUGCUGGCCUCACUGCCCUUCUUCGGUCAUAAGCUGCAAGAGCCCUUCAAGGCCUUUCUCAAAAACCAAAAGCAGCGCCUCCAUCGGCAGCAGCGUGGCACCGGCAAAGGUGCUGCUGUUGGACCCGAUUCGGGCAAUCUGCUAUCAAAGAUUUUCGAGACGUUUGUAAUUGGAAUGGUGUGCUAUUUUGUCGUGUCAAUUGUUAACUCACUGGGACAAAGCUAUCACAAGCGUCUGCACCGAAAGACUCCCUCACCGUCAUCACCAUCACCGGCUCCGGCAACGGCCUCGGCGGCGGUCAAGGCAGUACCAGUGCCUGCGACCACGCCCACGGCCACGGCCACAUCAAAGAAGCAUGCCAAGCAGCGGGCCCUGCGCGAAUAGGAAGCGGAGGCUUCAAACCAAAAUCCCAAGCCCCAAGCCCAAAAUCUCUUGUGUUGAUAGUUUUUCGAGACAUCCUAUCCCCCUCCCGCCUGCAAACAAAACCCGCUUCCCAUCCAAGUUUUAACUUAUUGUACCUUUUUUUUGUUCGUGCCCUUGUUUUAGUCAAAUUUGCAACCAUAAAGUGAACGCUGUGUAUGUAAGAGAUGUGAGGAGGCGGAGACGGCAUCCGGCCGGUAGGGAACGGAGACGGCGCUAGUUCGCGAACUUAGAUUAAGUGCAAAAAGUAACGCAAAAGAAGGGGAACAGCGUAAGGAGCAAUUGAAUUACUAGUAAAAAAUUAAAAACAAAUAUAAAAACAACAACAAAAAUUAGUAUAAAGCUGCGCAUGUACAUACAU